AUGGUGAGAUACUUAGUACAAGAUGACAUAGAAUGUGGAAGACGAUGUGUGAGUUAUGAGAGAUGUAUGUCAUACAACUACGAGCAUAAAGUCAAUCACACUAACAGACGCACUUGUGAACUCAACUCACAAACCACAGAAAGCAAGCCACAGGCCUUCAAAGAGAAAGAUGGCUUCCAGUUCUAUGGAUCGUUACAUGAACGAAAGGUACAAGUGUUGGAUGUGAAAGGUACAAGUGCUAUAACAACGGAAGAUGCGUGGGCACAUGCCAUGGUGACAUGUUUUAUUGCCAGUGUACUCAGUUAUAUCGCGGUAAACAAUGUGAACGAGCCAAAGCUUCUCGUAUUUACCAAGACAUUAAUAGUGAAAAACCUGUCCAGGGACUCUGCGCCAGGUUUUGUUUUGAACUCCACAGCUCGCAACUGCAAAGAAUUAAUUGAUUUCGGCCAAACUAGAUCCGGAGGCAACCAUGUGGCCCCCGAUGAUAAAGAUAAUGGAUUCUCAGUGUACUGUGACCAAACAACUGAUGGUGGAGGGUGGCUUGUAUUUCAGAAACGUACCAGUCCGUUCACGACACUUUUUUCAAAGUAUUGGAGGGAAUACGAGGAAGGCUUCGGUCAUUCAAUAAACACAUUCUGGCUUGGGAAUCAAUAUCUGUCACGGCUCACAAAAACUCCGGUGCAACUGCGAAUAGAACUCGUAGAUCGAGACGGCUAUAAGGGUUAUGCUGUUUAUAACAACUUCUCUAUAUCAGGUCCGGAAGACAAUUACCGUCUUAACGUCGGGGCGUAUGUAGGGGGAAACAUCGGUAAUGCGCUUCAUGGUGACAGCGACAAGGCGUUUGUGGAGGACGGCAUGCAGUUUACAACUGUUGACCGAGACAAUGAUAGAAAUGACCUGGGAAACUGUGCUGUCGUGAACGGACCAUCAGGCUGGUGGUUAAAUAACUGUGGUCGGGCAAAUUUGAAUCAGGCUUACAUUCCUCAGUGGGAUGGAUGGCUUUAUUCCUCGUCAAUCAUCUCCUCAGAAAUGAAAAUCCGGUGAUGAAACGUGCAUGU
Messenger RNA from Orbicella faveolata, 1058 nucleotides. RefSeq names its product ficolin-1-like. Lineage: Eukaryota; Metazoa; Cnidaria; Anthozoa; Scleractinia; Merulinidae. The record is from RefSeq and is a predicted model, not a curated record.